Fusarium coffeatum is the source of this 489-nucleotide messenger RNA. RefSeq lists its product as uncharacterized. NCBI's taxonomy places the organism in Eukaryota, Fungi, Ascomycota, Sordariomycetes, Hypocreales, Nectriaceae. Gene Ontology annotation, molecular function: ubiquitin protein ligase binding. Gene Ontology annotation, biological process: endosome transport via multivesicular body sorting pathway. The transcript has 2 exons. Gene Ontology annotation, cellular component: fungal-type vacuole membrane; fungal-type vacuole lumen. The record is from RefSeq and is a predicted model, not a curated record. The coding region runs from base 1 to 489 and encodes 162 amino acids.
AUGUGUUCCGCCGACUUCUUCCUCGCUUUCCUCGCCAUUCUUUUCCCCCCACUGCCUGUAUGGGUCAAGUGCGGUCUCUGCAGCGCAGACUCCCUCAUUAACAUCCUCCUCUGCUGUCUUGGCUAUAUCCCUGGCCUCAUCCACGCUUGGUAUCUCAUCGCCAAGUACCCCGAGCCACCCUACGAGUACGAGUCUCUGCCCCAAGACCGCGAGGGCAACCGCGUCACAUACGUCUACGUCCAGUGCCCACCAGGCCCUCAUCAGCACGGCAACCAGAACCAGCAGCCUAAGCCUCAGCCUAAGCCUCACCAUGGCAACGCCGGCAACGUGAACUACGGCACCACCCAGCAAGCUUCCAGCUCUUCUCGUCCCACGCCUCAACAGCAGGGUGUCACGAAUAACGGCGAGGGCAGCUCUAACGAUCAGGGUGUUCCUCCUUCUUACGCCGAUGUUGUUGCAGGAGACCACAAGAUUCAGUCCAAGGACUAG